CUCUGACCUGAUAUUACUCCUCUCCAACACACAUCUUUUCUUUUCCUCUUGAGGUAGUCCCUCAAUUAAGUAAAAUUCAGUAUCUUCUCCCCUCUCUUGCUUCUUCGUCAGCUGCUUAUCAUUAUCACCUUCUCCCCUUUCACUCGUGAAUCCUCUUCCCCCACGCGGUAUGAGCCCAUUUGUUUCAUGGGUGGAUCCCUCCACAUCACAUAUAUGUCCACUUGCAUCCAAGGAUCAUAAGGUUUCUCCCAAAUCCAUGGCACUAAGCGGGUGUCAGAUGAUCAAAAGGGGUCAGUGUGUCCUAGGCAUUGAAUCAUUGAUCCAGACCCGGUUCAAACCCAUUCCAGACCCGAUCAUGUUCAAUCUGGUAUUCGUCUAUUCGAGCCGGUCAGUCCAGGUCCAUGAAAGGUGAAGCCCUAACUCGACGUAUUUCAUUUUCUAGGCUCAAAAAAAUUGAUCGGUUCUGGACCGAACCGGGAUUGGAACCGCCAGAUUCAGUCCCAAGGACCGGUAACCACUUGUACCAGAUCGAGUAUCUGAUCCGGUCCCGCACAAUAGCGGGUCCGGUUCUGAAUCGAUCCGGGACCACUAACCGAGUCCACCCCUAGUAUGUCCUAGUACCCCACACAUGAAGCAAAAAUUGAGAAAUCUUUCAUACUUGAAAUCUAUAAAACAACCAUUCUUAAUGUUUAUGGAAUCGCGAAUGUCCUAGUAUGAAAGUAUAUGCAAGUAUGAUAUAUUCCAACUAAAAACGUGUGAUAUAUUUUGAAGAUGAAGAAAAAUGAAGUUAUCAAAGUCCGAAUUAAGACAAGAUAGACAACUAAAUCAUCAUCUCCAUGGAACUUAAUUCGAAAAACUAUGACAACGAGCAACACCAAUUUUUUUGAUGAAGGAAAAAGAAGAUAAUUGAAGAAGAAAAGACCGGGAUUUUGAAGAUGAAGACAAAAAAUUAUUGUUAUUUUUUAAUAUUUUAAAGAAUGAAAAGAAGGAUAAUUAACGAAGAAAAAGAAAAAUUAAAGAAAUCGAGAAAAAAGAUAACAAAAGGAAAUAGAUGACCCGAGAUUCCAAGAUCUAUUAGCUAUAGUUUUGUAAUUAGAGAAUAAUGUCAUAUUGAGACUAGUAUACUAUGCACAUGGUAUAACAGCACAUGGUAUAACAAUGUCACUCUAAUUUGCAUAAGUUGAUUUGCAUCAAAUGACAAGACAUUGAACUAAAUUUAUUAAGAGCUAUAACACCGCACAACUACAAGUGUUUAAACAUACGGAGUAUGUUUUUUAUUUUAUUUCAAGUAAUUGUAAUUAUAACAUGGUUAUUAUAAAAAAAAUAACAAAAAAUAGGACAAACCUAAUCAUAUAUUCAUAUCCUUGUGUCCUUUUAUUAAAUAUUGAUUUAUAAUUAACUCACAUAAUCAAGUCAAUUAAAACAGCUAACACAACAAGUUAAAUUAAUCACCUAAGAUCUACUAGUUGGUUUGCAAACAAGGCCAUUUACCCAACCACCAUUAUAAGGAGAUUUUUUCUGUAUUAAUGUUAAUUAAUUAAUUAAUUCAUUACGAAAAUAGGGUUGGGUUAAAAGUAUUUACCAAAAUACUGUUGGGUUAACCAUGGUCGGGGUAAGUCGCUUACCCCUUAAGUAAAAACGGGGCCGGUCCUGCAAGACAGAACACUCCCCCAGUCCCCCCCCCCCAAAUUGAAAGCAACAGCAGCGAGCGACGAACCCCCCACCGCGAGCGACGACGACGAAUCAACACUCCGGCGAGGUCUCCUCCAUCUUCCCAAGAAUCCUUCAUCUCCAUCCUCUUCAACACUCUUUCUUCUUUCUUCUAGAUGGAAGGUGGUAGAUAUUCGGUUGAUUUGGGUAACCUCCAAAGCAAUCGAAGAAACGAGAUUGGGAGGAAGAAAUCCCGCAAAGGUAAAGAACUUGCCGGGUCUUCAUCUCAAAGCCGAGAUGAUUUUGAAACGGGUUACCAAAGGCGAGAUGGAGAUGUGAUGUCCGAAGAACAACUCCAACAAGAAUUGGCCCGACAUAAUAACCGCUUUCUACAACAACAACAAAUGCCGACGACCAUUGACGAAGAGGAGCUUGAGGAUGAAGAUGCGGAGGAAUUUGAACCGGAGACGGCCGAGGAGGAGGGUGCCGGCAGCCACGACGCCGACGCGCCUGCCUCAUCCCAAACAACCACCGGUAAUAAAAAAAGUAAGUCUGAACUAAUGAAAAAUAAUUUUGAUAAAUGGAAGGACCCACAAACCGGCUAUUGGCACGCAACUUGCAAGUGGUGCAACAACAAUUAUAGUAUGGGAACCUCCGGCGGAUACGGAUCCGCCGCAAGGCAUCUUAAGGCAAAGCACCCCGUGGAGUAUGCAAAAUUAGGCGGCGGAACGGGGAAGCAAACUCAAAUAUCGAGGUUUGCGAAUUCUCAACCUUUUGGUAAUUUCUCCUACAAUGAUGCACAAAAUUUGAUUGGUAUGGCUAACUUAAUUUGUGAAGAAAAUUUGCCUUAUUUGUUUUCUGAAAGUCUUGCUUUAAGAGAUUAUGCACAAGGUAGUUUAAAUCCUCAAUUUAGAAAUUAUAGUCGCAAAACUGUUAAGAAAGAAAUAAUAAAGCUUUAUAAUGCGGAAAAGGUAAGGUUACAAAAUUUUUUUGCAAACUUUGAUGGGCGUGUUACUAUUUGUUCUGAGAUAUGGGAGGAUGAUUUUCAUCAUUUAUAUUAUUUGGGUCUGACUGCACAUUAUAUUGAUGAGGAUUGGAAUAUGCAUAAACGUGUUCUUGCUUUUCGUGAAUUUAAUGAUCGUCACAUCGCAGAACAUAUUUAUAUUUUGAUUGAGCGUAUUUUAAUUGAGUAUAAUUUGAUUGAUAAGGUGUUUGCUAUUGGUUUCGAUAAUGCUACUAAUAAUACUGCUGCUAUACCUAGAUUGCGUGAGUUGUGUGGUGCCAAUUCUUUGAUGGGUAGAUUUUUUCAUCAACGGUGUGCAUGUCAUGUUAUAAAUUUAUGUGUGCAAGACGGUUUAAAAACGUUAGGAGAUUCCAUGGAGGUAAUAAGGGGGGGGGGGGGGGGGGGGUUAGACGUAUUUGGGGUAAUGGUCAACUUAGAAUAAAAUGGCAAAGUUAUUUGACUGAAAGAGGUGUGAGAUAUGUUGCUUUUCCUAAAGAUUUGAGUAUUCGUUGGAAUAGUACUUAUAAAUUACUUAAAGUUGUUCUUAGAUAUAAAGAACAUUUUCCUGCUUUUUUUAAAAGAACAUGAUAACUAUAUUAUAAACGCGGCUGAGAUCGACACUUGCGAAAAAAUUUGUAAUGUUUUGAUAUAUUUUUUUAAUGCUACUGAAACUUUUAGUCAUGUUUAUAAACCUACCGCAAACCAAUUUAUUCCACAAGCUGUUAAUCUCGCCGAUGCUUUUAAAGAAUUUCAAAAUGUCGUUUUCGUUCAUCAUUUUUGUGAUCAUAUGAAGGAAAAGUUUUUAAAAUAUUAUGCGCAUAUUACUCAUAUUUAUGGUAUUGCAUUUAUUCUUGAUCCUCGUUAUAGACCUGCUAAUUUGGAAGAUUGUUUCAACAUCUAUUAUCUUGCGUUUUUCGGUGAAUUUCCAAUGUAUGACGAUAACCCCAUAGAUCCGAAAACGGAAUACAACGAGGUUAGUACUUUAUUUUAUGCCUUAUUUAAUGAAUUUCGUGCACAAUAUAGCAACGCUCCCCCUCCCCCGUCACGAACAUCUUCAUCUAAAGGAAAAUCGAUUUUUAAAUCUGCAUUUGGCAAUCUUAUGAAAAAAACUAAAACAACUCACGUCACUGAACAAAGCGCAUUGAAUGAGAUUACUUUGUAUUUAACAUAUGAAGUUGAUUUUGAAGAAAAUGAUGGCUUUGACGUUCUAGACUGGUGGAAGUCAAAAGAAAGAACGUUCCCGAUUUUAGCACGGAUGGCUAAGCAAGUACUAUCAAUGCCGGUUUCAACAGUUGCUGUGGAACAAGAAUUUAGUUCGGCCGGCAACGUCCUAACGGCAUCUAGAUCGAGAUUGAGCGCGGAGUCUCUUGAGACGCUUAUAUGCUACCACGAUUGGUUGAAGGCCGCACGUAGAACUCAAGAAUUGAGCAUCACCCCCUCCCAAGAUUUUAUGGAUGACUCAACAACCGAUGGUGGUUCUACCUAUGCCGGAAAUUCCGAUUGAUUAGUAUUUUAGAAUUUAUUACAAAAUGUAUUUUAUAGCACUUGUCAAAUUUAUUUAUACUUGUACUUCAUAUUUCAAAAUUGUAAACUUGUACUUCAUAUUUCAAAAUUGUAAAUUUGUAGUUGUAGUUCAAAUUAA
Cuscuta epithymum is the source of this 4295-nucleotide messenger RNA. NCBI's taxonomy places the organism in Eukaryota, Viridiplantae, Streptophyta, Magnoliopsida, Solanales, Convolvulaceae. The record is from the annotation of a GenBank genome assembly.